AUGGUCCAAGCAACAGGCGAAGAGCGCGCUGUUCAACUGGCCCGCGAGGCUGUCGAGUUGGUCGACGCCGGUCAUCGCGAGGCCGCAUCACGUAAUCUCCGAGAAGCUCUUUCUAUUGCGCCCGAUAACAUCGACGUGAAGGCCGCCUUUCUCAAAAUCCAACAAGAAGAAAAUGACGGCCACCAGCUACUAGAUCUUUGCCGACGCUACGCGAGCCGCAAGGAUGAGACCGCCGGGAAGGGCGCCGCGGUUUAUCUCCGCACAGAUGGUCUGAAGCCGCCAGAGAAUGUGGCUCUGGAAUCGCUGAAGCUGUUGCUGGGUGAAAACGCCCUCGCUCUGUCUGAGCUACAGGACGACAUUAUCUCAGGAUUGGUUCGACAGAGUACCAGUGUCCGACAAUAUUUUUCGAACCAGCUUCAGGUUUCCGUGACCGCUUUCUUUGAUGAAAUCUACGACCGUGGCGAUGGAGCCGCAGUUUGUCUGGACACCGUGGUCUUGGAUCCUAGUCUCUGGCCAUCGGAGGACACACGGUCUCACUGCGAAAGUGAACUGUUUCAGCUGUUCUUGGCGAAGUUGAUGGAGUCGGGCCAUGACCUAGACGGCCGCUCUCUGAAGGGAAUCACAAGACUCCUGGCAGUUGAUGCCGAUAGCCUGCAACAUUUGAUCGACCACGAGGAAUUCGAAGUGAUUCUGUCGUCCUUGGACAACCGACUGCCAUUAGAGGUGCGGAGUCAAGCCACAUUGGCAACCGCUAAAUACCUGGAGGUAGCCAAGGAGAAUGGUGCAAAGCAAUUCUCUGCCUUGAUUGCCGCUAAGGUCGCCAAGUCUCGCCUGGACGAUCUCAUCCUUGCUUUUUCCGCUGUAGCGGCUGUCUUCCCUGUGGCACCCGCAGCUGCCGCCAGUGUAUUCCUUUCAGAUGAGUUCAUGAAGGCAUUGACUCCUCUAGCCUCGCGGGAUGCGAAGCGCAAGCGUGUGGAGGUUACGAUUGCGGAGCUGCUCAAUGCAGCCUGCAUCAAUCGUCCCUGCCGUGAAGUAGUCACCAAAGACUUUUCCGAGUGGCUAUCGCACACCUUGACGAACGGUAGUGACGAGGGUUCCGAAUUGGCAGCGGUGGUAUUGGCGAAGAUUCGAGCUUCUGAGCCUAACACGGUCGAGAACGGUAAGGUCGAGGAUGCAGACACCGGUGUCUCUGAGCUGGUGCAACGUUUCAAGGGACUGAUGUCUGAAUCCAAGGCUGAAAAUAUCUCCCACGCCAUCGAGGGACUGGCCUAUUCGUCGGUCAAGCCCGUUGUCAAGGACGAGCUGGCCAAGGACUCUUCCUUCCUCCGCGAAUUGAUCACAGUGCUGAAGAAGAACAUCACCGACUCCUCCGUGCUUUAUGGUGGCCUGAUGGUCAUUUUGAACCUCACCAAAUUCCUUCCCAACCUCUCGGAGGAGCAGAAGAAGAUGUCUCAGCUAAAGGACUACGCGGAUGCAUCGGCUGGCAAGGCCAAGGUUGCUGCCGCUCCGGACCCGUUGGAAGAGGAUGAGGUGGUGCUUGACCGCUGCGGGGUCGUCAUUAACGCAGGCGCCAUGGAACUACUGGUGGAAUGUGGCCGAGUUGCUAUGCCUUCCAUCCACGAUCUUGCAGCCAAAAUCCUCUUGGCUCUGGCACGGCGAACAAAGUCACGGGGCGCUUUGGCCCAACAGGGUGCAGUCAAGCUGUUGCUCGGCCUGGCCAUCCCUAAACAGGGUAAUCCUAGCCUUGCCACAGAGACAACACAGAACGCGUCCCACGCAUUGGCUCGAAUCCUCAUCUCUGUCGACCCUGCGCAUGUGUUCCCAUCCUCCGGCUUCCCUCAGGUCACGUCUGCUGUGCGGCCGUUGCUUUCCCUUCUGUCUACACCCGAGUCAGCAGCUAUGUCGGUAGACCAGCCUCGUGACCUUCUUCCCGUGUUCGAAAGUCUGCUGGCUCUGACGAACCUUGCCUCUUACCCACACGAUGAUACACCCGCCGAACUGAUGGUCCGGGAAGGCUGGCCCGCGGUGGAAGAUCUUCUUUUGUCCAGUAACCCUCGUGUGCAGCGGGCUGCGUGCGAACUGGUCUGCAAUCUGAUGACCUGCGAGUCUGGCAUUGUCAAAUUUGCCGACGGCUCUAAGCGCGCGUCUCAACGCCUCCACAUUAUUUUGGCCCUUACCGAUGCCGACGAUUUCCCUACCCGACGAGCCGCUGGCGGCGCCAUCGCCAUGUUGACCGAGUACGAUGCGGCAAUUGCCGCCGUCUUGGAACGCCCACGCGGGGUGGAUCUCCUGCUAGGCCUAUGCCAAGAAGACGACGACGCUCUAGUCCACCGAGGCGCGGUGUGUGUGCGUAACCUGACCUGCGCGGCAUCAGGUGAUAUUGCAGCUCGAGCAAAGGACGCGGUUCGCGCUGCCGGGGGAAUUGACAUUCUGACUGCUUGCAUCAAGAAGACUUCGAACCAGGCGAUUUUGCAGGCGGGCGUGGAGGCGUUGAAGCCUCUAGUCCAGUAA
Penicillium atrosanguineum is the source of this 2511-nucleotide messenger RNA. Its product is annotated as UNC45-central domain-containing protein. The transcript has 2 exons. The record is from RefSeq and is a predicted model, not a curated record. Lineage: Eukaryota; Fungi; Ascomycota; Eurotiomycetes; Eurotiales; Aspergillaceae. Gene Ontology annotation, molecular function: protein binding. The coding region runs from base 1 to 2511 and encodes 836 amino acids.